AUGGAUUCAAAUUUAAACUUAAGAAAGGAUAGUACCAACUUAUAUAAAAAGCAGAAUAAUUUUAAUAGUCUGACUAAGAGUUGCACUGAUAUUAAUAACAAAGAGUUCGGUGAAUUAAGAAGAGAAGAAAGUUAUAAUACUCUAUCAUUUAAACCAAAAAGGUUAUAUACACUAGAACAGGGAUCCUCUUCCAAAAAUACUUUAGUUAACAAAAUUGGAACUGUUACUGACUCGUGUCCAAAAUCUAUAUCAGAUGGAUUUAAAUAUAUUGAAAUACCUUAUAAUAAAGAGUUCAAAGGCACAAAUUACUACAAAAAUGAAUCUCCGAAACGACAGGAAAAACAAAAAUCAGAUCAUAUACGAGAACCUUCAAGGGAGUCAUUAAUUAGAUGUGAGAAUCUGAAUAAUAAUUCAUAUUCACCAAUGCAUGAAACGUUUUCAAAAUCAAUAUUAAUGUGCGAUGAAUAUAUACCAGAUUUGAACUAUAAAGAUGUAAUUGAAAAUUGGAAAAUUGCCUUGAACGAUGAUGACAAUGCAAAUUCAUUAAUACCUCGCAGUAGUAUGGUAAGACCCCCCAGUAGUAAUAAUAAACUAUCCUGUUCGCCUAGCAGUAUUAGCUAUAGUUCAGCUAGUUUAAGUAGUUUAAAUGAUUCGAUGAUAUUUACGGAAUCACAUGCUCAAGUAGAACCUAUACCUUUUCCAAAUAUCAAUACUAAGAGUAGCAGAGAGCAUUUUGAUUCCGAGAAACCAAGCUAUAAGCCAAUAGAUUUGAAUUUCAUGGAUAAUCAAAACUAUGUGGAAAACAAUUUAUUGAGAGAAUCAGUGACGAAUAAUAGAACUCCUCAUAAACUAUAUACGCCAUUGUCAUCAUUAGCUAUAGAUCGUCAAUUAAAACUUGGAAAUAAACCGAGCGCAAUAGAAUUGGAUAAUCCAAACUCUGAGAUGCUGACAAAAUAUUACUCGAAUGAUUAUUUUGUUAAUGGUAAUAAUCCAAAUUCAUAUACAUAUAAAUCGGUAUCUUCUACCACCGGAAGAAGACAUUCAUCUGCAACAAACGACUCCUUCAGAUCAGUAUCUUCCUCAAUUUCAGUAUUACCAAAUUCUUUAAAUGGGAAUAAUACAACAGUUUCAAUGUUGAUGGAGUUAGCAAUGAGACCUGAAGAAAUCGUGAAAUUAAUAGGGUUUUUGCCUGGAAAUUUUAUGUUGCUACCGUACACUCAGAGAAAGAAGUUAUUGAUUGAACUUAAACCAGAAAAGAAUUACAAACAAUUGAUGAACGUGAUUAAGAAAUUUAUGUUAACAACAUCUAAAAGUAAUGUUUCUUUACGAAACUUACAAUGCCUUAAUAGAGUGUCUAGUGUUGAAAACAAUCAUCAGCAAUCGCAACAACAACAACAGCAGCAACCUGAGUUGAUCUCGCCAUCUUACGGAAUGAAUAACUCUGUCGCGUCACAAUAUUUAAAUUCUUUUUCACCAAGCGUUCAGUCCUCAUUUCAGAGUAAUUUCAACGCAAAUGCAUUCAAUGAUAUAAGUGACACAAAUGCUUCUCCACUUAAUAACUAUGCAAAUAUGGGAACCAGUGGUACAAACAGACGUUAUAGCAUAAGUGAAUUAACAAAUGCUAAAAACUUGGAGAGUAGACCAGAUGACAAAGGAGAAGAAAUACUAAAUCAUGUCCUUGGGAAGAUUAUUGGUUUUGGUGCAUGGGGAUUGAUCAGGGAAUGUUUUGAUCUUAAAACUGGAAAGUGUAGAGCUAUAAAAAUAAUACGUUUUCGAAAUAAUGAGAAAUUAAAAAAACAAGUUUUACGGGAAGUAAAGAUAUGGAAUGAAUUGAAACAUGAAUUUAUAUUGCCACUUAUAAAUUGGAAACUCUAUGAAAAUUACGCCAUGUUUUGCUUAACCGAAAGAGUGUAUGACGGGACAUUGUAUGAUUUGGUGAUUACUUGGGAUGAGUUUUCAAAAUCAAGAAUUGAAAUAGAAGAACGUUGCAAUAUUACAGCAUUACUUUGUUCACAAGUAGCAAAAGCAUUAAGUUACAUGCAUUCCCAAAUGAUAGUUCAUGGAGAUAUAAAAUUAGAAAAUUGUCUUUUAAUAAAGGAUUCUAUCGAUUAUUCAAAGUGGAAAGUAAUGGUCUGUGAUUUUGGUAUGAGCUGUCACUUUGGUUCAGCAAUUACAAAUGAUGAACGAUUAUACGGUGACCUUGAUAAUAAUACGAAAAUAAAGAAUCGUAAAAGGAAUUUAAAAAAUAGUUGGUUUAAUAACUGUAAUGUUGAUCCCUAUUGCCUAAAACAUGCAAAUACAGCAGGUAAUCCAGUUGGUAAUGAUGCUUAUUUAAACAACCAAAUUAAUCUAAAUUCACGUAGUUCAGAACGAUUGACGGGACUAAGCAAAAUUCUAAAGCCUGAGCCAGUCUCUACUCAUUCCUCUGGUAGAAAACAUCACCUGAAUAUCUCCCCUAAAUCUUACACAUCGAUUACAAAUACGCCUGAGAUUUCUUUGAAACCUUCACUUAAAACAUCAACUACAUCAAAAUUAAAUACUAAUCGAAUUAGAAGAGCACCAACUAUUACGAUAGGAGAGCAUGAUCACACAAUUUCACAUUCUAAUAUGGCGAAAGGUCCUGAUCCGCAUACAAAUAUUGGGUCUUUACCUUACGCAGCUCCUGAAUUAGUAUCGGCUAAUUCCAAAAAUAUUGACCCACCUGCAGAUAUAUGGGCAUUAGGUGUCCUCAUAUAUACAAUGCUGGUUGGAAAACUUCCUUUCAAGAAUGAUUAUAACUCAAGACUUGGAGAAAUCAUUCAAGCUGGAAAUUUUGAUAGAAGAUCUUUACAACUUGCCUGCAAUUCUUGCGAAAGUGACAAUGAAAGGGUUGUGGAUGAAUCCACUAAGAAAUCAAGGACUUUGAGGAAUGGUAGACUUUACGAAAUAGUGAUUGGAUCACUAACUGUGGAUCUUGAUAAAAGGUGGAGUCUCGAGAGAAUUGAAAAUGAAUUAAGUAUAUUAUAUAAUGGAGCCCAUUAA
This is a messenger RNA of Tetrapisispora phaffii CBS 4417, 3021 nucleotides long. It is a transcript of the gene NNK1, whose product is annotated as protein kinase NNK1. Lineage: Eukaryota; Fungi; Ascomycota; Saccharomycetes; Saccharomycetales; Saccharomycetaceae. Bases 1 to 3021 code for a protein of 1006 amino acids. Gene Ontology annotation, cellular component: nucleus. Gene Ontology annotation, biological process: mitotic DNA damage checkpoint signaling; protein phosphorylation. The record is from RefSeq and is a predicted model, not a curated record. Gene Ontology annotation, molecular function: protein serine/threonine kinase activity; ATP binding. The transcript has a single exon.